Molecule: messenger RNA, 898 nt
Organism: Colletotrichum scovillei
Lineage: Eukaryota; Fungi; Ascomycota; Sordariomycetes; Glomerellales; Glomerellaceae
Exons: 2
Coding region: 205-774 (189 amino acids)
Source: RefSeq, a predicted model, not a curated record
GAUGUGAUGCUUAAAAGGCGAUCAUGUCCCGCCUCGAGUUGUCAUGUUUCUAAAGAGAUAGCAGCAAGUUAAUCGUAACCUAUUCGUUCUUUUUCUUCUCCUUCAUACAGUCCUUCCGGAAAGGCAUUCGCUUCGUUUCGUUUCCUCUUCACAUUACUUCCAACAACCAUCUCCUCCUUGUCGGAUUACUUCAUAAUCGUCACGAUGCAGCUCUCUCUCGCCAUCAUCGCCGCCAGCGCCGGUGCCGCUCUCGCAGCCCCCCAACUCGCCCCCCGCCAAAACGCCUGCUUCAUCGUAGGCAACACCGUCCUCCCCCAAGAAGUCUCCGACGCCGCCGCCUCCCUCGAGUCCAAAAUCACCUGCGACGCCUCCAAAAAGACCCUCUCCAACGUCCCCGACGUCUCCGCCGGCGGCGUCACCUUCUCCUCCAUCAACUUCGCCGACUCCUCCCAGACGCCCCUGGCCUUCGCCCUCGACAAGUUCGCCACCACCGAGCCCCUCGCCUCCAACGACCUCGCCAAGUUCCAGAACGAGCUGGACGCGUACGUCGCUACCGAGGCCGGGAUCAGGUCCGUGGGCGGGAGCCUGGCGAUCAAGGUGCCCAAGUUCUUCCUGUCGAUGCAGGUUUCGAGGAUCCAGACGGCGCAGGGGAACCCGCCUGCGGCGGCGGGGCAGCAGGUUGAUCAUUUGCGGGAUAAGGUGUUGAAGAAUGCGCCCAAGGAGAGUAAGGCUUUGUUGGAUCAGGUUACUGCUCUUGCUGCCAAGACGACCUAAUCUCCGUUAUAUGGCAGCAAGUCGUUGCUGCCGCUUGUUGAGCAGUAGCACACGAAAGAAUAGAGGCAACAAGGUUUGUGGCGAGAAGUAAUGUGAAUUGGAAACAUCUUUUUUUUUAUUCCAU